Messenger RNA from Culicoides brevitarsis, 897 nucleotides. Its product is annotated as fork head domain-containing protein FD5-like. NCBI's taxonomy places the organism in Eukaryota, Metazoa, Arthropoda, Insecta, Diptera, Ceratopogonidae. The record is from RefSeq and is a predicted model, not a curated record. Gene Ontology annotation, molecular function: RNA polymerase II cis-regulatory region sequence-specific DNA binding; DNA-binding transcription factor activity, RNA polymerase II-specific. The transcript has a single exon. Bases 1 to 897 code for a protein of 298 amino acids. Gene Ontology annotation, biological process: regulation of transcription by RNA polymerase II; cell differentiation; anatomical structure morphogenesis.
AUGCCACGACCAUCAAGAGAAUCAUACGGUGACCAGAAACCCCCGUAUUCCUACAUAUCUCUCACUGCAAUGGCGAUUUGGAGUAGUCCGGAUAAAAUGUUACCAUUAAGUGAUAUAUAUAAAUUCAUAACCGACAGAUUUCCUUAUUAUCGCAAAAACACACAAAGGUGGCAAAAUAGCUUAAGGCAUAAUUUAAGUUUCAAUGAUUGCUUCAUCAAAGUUCCUAGAAGACCGGAUCGCCCAGGUAAAGGAGCCUAUUGGGCUUUGCAUCCUCAAGCAUUUGAUAUGUUUGAAAAUGGAAGUUUACUUAGACGUCGAAAACGUUUCAAAUUGCACAAAACAGAUAAAGAUGUACUAAACGAAGAACUGGCAGCUUUAGCAAACAUCAAUAGGUUUUUUUUAGCUCAAAAUUCAGGAGAUUUAUGUUCUGAAGCUCCAUCAUCACUAGUUCCGAUGCAUCAACCUACACAAUUUCCUCUUAAGAGAACACCUAGUCCUAAUAUAUAUCAAAGUCCAAGCAGAAAGGACGAAAUAAAAAGAAAUCCUUUUACUAUUGAAAGUAUAAUGAAGUCUGAUGGAAAUACAUCAAAGAUUCUACGAAAAACAGAACUUUUUACAUCACAGAAACCAGGAGACUAUAUCUCACCAUCAAGACCCAUAUUGCCACCAGCUACAAGUAUUCCUAGAGGAAAUAUUCCCCAAUUCAUACAAUAUCCGCAUUCGACAAUAUCAAAUCAUCUACCUUAUGAUUUAACAUUUAAUCCAUUAUUAAUGAUUACCACACCAUUAGGUCCUCUACAACCCUCAUAUUUUCAUCAAAAUCAGUAUUCAAACAUAACAACACUUCAGUCUAUACAACAACAAUUAAACAACAAUGCUUCAUCGAUAGUUAAAUAA